This is a messenger RNA of Cladocopium goreaui, 717 nucleotides long. The record is from the annotation of a GenBank genome assembly. Lineage: Eukaryota; Dinophyceae; Suessiales; Symbiodiniaceae.
AUGCGUCUGACAUGUUUUUGGAUUUUUUGGAUUCCAAAAUGCCAGGGCUUUGGAGAAAUCAGCAUCACAACUGAGGAGAAUCAGCAUUCGCCCUGGAUUCAGAUCCCAAGCGACACAAAGGCAGCAGGUGGCAAGUUGCAGGUGCACCAAGUGGCUGAUGUCGUAGUCCUAGAUGCGGAGGUCAUCGAUGCUUUGCAUCAGAUGGUGGUCAAAGACAAACCUGACCACGAUGGUAUGAGCGUCAAUCUCUUUAUCGAGUUGGCUGUAGAGUGGCAGAUGUCAGGUGAAUGGCUUCAGAUUCAGAGUUCCCCACAUCACUUCAUCGAGCUGCCAGUGCAUCCCCGUGAUGCGGGUGUGGAUGUGGGUGGCUUAAGCGAUGGCAUCGGUGGCCAUCAGUGCUUCGAAACCUCCGUGGACAUGGACUUUUUUCUGGCAGGAUAUUUGCCUCGAAGUCCCUGCUGGUUUCCGAUUCUCAAAGACGUGGGCAUCUCAGAAUCCGAGCUUCAACGUACCCGUUUCGAGAUUGACGUGUCGGUGCCGUUGGGCUUCUCCGUGUGCACCGCAGGGCAACUGGUGUGGGCCCCGGCCUUCGCAUCUGUGGGCUCUGCGUCGCACACGGCUCUGUUCACAGCGGAGGUCCAGCGGCAGAGUGGCCCUGGCCGCCCGUCCCAGUGGAGGCUCGGCUCGGCUUUGGUGCCGAGAUGUGCCGAGAGAUGA